AUGAAGUGCCUAUUGUUGCUCAUCCUAAUAUUAGGUUCUCUUUUUUCUUCAACCAUGGCUUUCUCAACUUGCUUUUUCCAUUUCAAGGUUUCUUAUGCCUUCUUCUCUUCUUUUCUCUAUUUUUUCCUCCUAAUGACAUUGGCAACCUCUUCUCCAUUCCUAUCAGAUGACAUAUUUGAGUAUGAUACUUUCACUAGCCGCGCCCUACUACAAACUAUUAAAGCUUGUGAAGUUGAUUUUGAAAACGAGAACUACACAAUCAUAAUAAGCCAAUGUAAAGGUCCACGAUAUCCUCCAAAAGCUUGCUGUGAGGCAUUCAAACAAUUUGCCUGUCCAUUUGCUGAUGAGAUCAAUGAUUUGACAACUAAUUGUGCUACAACUAUGUUCACUUACAUAAUUGCUUGUGGAAAAUAUCCACCUGGAUUAUUUGCUCAUGAGUGCAGAGAAGGGAAAAAAGGUUUUUUUGGGUUUUACUUUCUAAGCAUAUGA
This is a messenger RNA of Vicia faba (fava bean), 489 nucleotides long. The record is from the annotation of a GenBank genome assembly. NCBI's taxonomy places the organism in Eukaryota, Viridiplantae, Streptophyta, Magnoliopsida, Fabales, Fabaceae.